UCUUUCUCUCUCAAAGUAGAAUUUACAUAAAAACUAGAUCGAAAUUCUGUCAGAUACAAAACACACAAACUAGAAAGAAAACAAAAACAAAACAAGAUGGAAGAAGUUCAGAAUCAGGUAUUGGAAGAAGAAGCAAAAGGAUCAACAACAACGAUGGAGAAAGUGUACAUAGCUGUAGGAAACGAUUUACAAGAAGGUUUCAAGACGAUCGACUGGGCUUUAAAGAAAUGGAACAACAUCCCAAUCUCCAUCGUUCUUCUCCAUCUCUGCAACAUUUCUCAAGAUUUCGUUUACACCCCUUUUGGGAAGCUUCCAGCGAGUUCUGUGAGCGAGGAGAAGCUUCAAGUACUCAGAAAGUACGAGGACCAAAAGAUCAACAAGCUGCUGUCUAAAUACGUCACUUUUUGUAAAAAGUUACAGGUGAAAGCAGAGUUACACAAGGUGGAGAAGGAAGAUGAUUCAAUCCAAGUGCUAAUCCUAGAUUUGAUCUCAAAGCUCCGAAUCACAAAACUCGUCAUGGGAAUCACCUUCAUGAGAUCUUCAUCAUCUUGGAAAUCUAAGAGUGCGAUAAGCGGAUCGUUCCAUAUAUACCAAAACAAACCAGAUUUUUGCGAGUUUUAUAUAAUCUGUGGAGGCAAAAUGGUUUUGCUAAAGAGAGAGAACGAUGUGAACAACAACAAUAUUAUUAGCUGGAUUGGUAAAAUGUUCCAUGAUCCUGGAAGAAACCUAGACCGUUCAUCUAACAGCAAUGAUGAUCCAACGGCUAGUGGAAGUCCAUGGGAUAAGAACUUGCAAGAGAUGGAGAUUUAUUUCCAGCAAUUAUUGAGUUUGAAUCUUGAAGAAGACGAUGAAGACAAUGUCCAAGAAGAAGAAGAGGAUGAAAAUGGUGAUGAUGGUGAAGACGUGCUGCAACAUAUGAAUGUAGAGGAGAAGUUAGAGUAUGUGAGAAGAAAGGUGAAUGAAGCUAAAUUGAUGAUAGAUGAGAACAUGAGACAAGUCAAAGUCAACUCUGAGAGAUCAGACAAAGCUGAAUGGGCUCUCUCUUUAUGCAACUGCAGAAUUGAAGAGCUCGAAGAUAGGAUCAAAGAGGAAACCGAGAGGCGAGAGAAGCUCCAAGAGACGCUAGACUCAGACAGAGAAUGCAUCGAACAAGCAAAGAACGACGUCGAAAAAGGAAAAGCAAAGCUAGGUUCUCUAGGUGAGCUACGAGAAGAGCUCGCAAGCAAGGUUAAGACAAUGUCAGACGCUAAACUGCAAGCAGAAGCUGAGCUGGAGAGGGUUGCGUUAGAGAAACGAGAGAUGGUGAUGGAGAUCGAGAAACUUAGGAACCAGAGAGAUGUUUUCAACCGCAGGAUCGAGUUCUGCAAAGAGAAAGGAGUCUUGGAGCAAGAGGAAGAAGAAGAAGCAAAGUGUGGGUAUAGAGAGUACGUUGCAGAGGAUAUAAGACUGGCCACAGAGGGUUACUCUGAUCGGUUGAGGUUGAAAUCUGGAGGUAACUGGACGAACUUGUACCGAGGGAGGAUCAAACACACGACUAUGGCCGUGAAAGUGAUCGGCGACCGUUUAUCGGAUGAGGAUUUCGCAGCAAAGGUGAGGCUUCUUAACGAGGUUAGGCAUCCUAACUUGGUGGCAAUAGCUGGAUACUGCUCGGAGAAGCCAAAGUGCAUACUCUUCGAGUAUAUGCACAGUGGGAACUUGAGGGAUAACCUAUUCACAUCGCAGAGGAAGACAAGAAGAAGCAAGAUACUCAAAUGGCACGAUAGGAUACGUAUAGCACACCAAGUCUGCUCCGGACUCGGGUUUCUACAUUCGGUUAAGCCUAAACCGAUCGUCCACGGUCGCCUCACGCCUUCCAAGAUCCUCUUGGACCGUAACCUUGUAGCUAAGAUAACGGGGUUUGGACUCGCGAUGCAUCAGACCGAUACAAAGCCUGAUGUGAUGGCUUUUGGUGUGUUGGUUCUUCAUCUUUUGACGGGGAGGAACUGGCCUGGUUUGCUCAAGGCGAUGUCGAUGAACCAGGCGAGUAUUCUCAGGGAUUUGGACCAGACGGCUGGUAAGUGGCCGUUGGAGUUAGCUAAGGAGUUCGGUGCACUCGCGGUGAGAUGCGCUUCGGUUAACAGAGGAGGGAACGUUGAUUAUUCGACGAAAGAGAUCAUGGAGGAGCUUGGUAAGAUAGUGGAGAAGGCAGAUGAGUUUAGAACCAAAGGAGGAUACGAGGAAGCAGCAACGAGUUCGAAUACCGAUGAAGCGGAUCGGAAUGAGAUACCGAGUGUUUUCAUAUGUCCUAUACUUCAGGAAGUGAUGAAGAAUCCACAUGUAGCAGCGGAUGGGUUCUCAUAUGAGCUGGAGGCAAUAGAGGAAUGGCUAAGCAUGGGACAUGACACCUCUCCUAUGACUAAUCUGAGACUGGAUUAUCAAGUUCUAACACCUAACCAUACUCUUCGUGCUCUCAUUCAAGAUUGGCAUAGCAAACGAGCAGCACAAGCUUCCUCCUAAGUUUCUACUUUUGUACUCAAAGAAAGUUUCUAACUUUGUGUUUUGAUUCAACAAAGAUUUAAUUUUUAACAAUUAUCAAACGCAACAAGAGAGAGUCCAAAGUGAAGAAGAGAUCCAUUGCAAGUUGUAACAG
This is a messenger RNA of Raphanus sativus (radish), 2629 nucleotides long. Its product is annotated as putative U-box domain-containing protein 50. Gene Ontology annotation, molecular function: ATP binding; protein kinase activity; ubiquitin-protein transferase activity. Gene Ontology annotation, biological process: protein phosphorylation; protein ubiquitination. Lineage: Eukaryota; Viridiplantae; Streptophyta; Magnoliopsida; Brassicales; Brassicaceae. The record is from RefSeq and is a predicted model, not a curated record. The transcript has 6 exons. The coding region runs from base 97 to 2496 and encodes 799 amino acids.